UCCAAAUUCGAAGGUAGAAAAAGGGCCUUAUCUUUCCUUCCCUGUUCUUCACACGCUCCCGCGUCGCUAUUUUCCUCCUGGCGUUAGCUAUGCAGGCGAUCCUAGCAGCGAUGGCCGCGCAUACUGUGCUUUCAGCUGUUCCGACUUGCGCCUUUCUCCAUCCUCCUUCGCCACCUUCCUCUGCAUCCCUACUCCUUUCUACCUUUCUUGUUGAGCAGCCCCUCCGGAUCUCCUUAUUCCAAUUGUCAAGUCCAGCAGCCAUGCCCAAGCCUCUCGCUGUCACCGAAGCGACCAAGAAGGCAGUCGCCAUUCUCAAGGGCAGUUCUCAGGUCGAAGGCAUUGUGACCCUCUCACAGGAAAAUGACGCAAGUCCCACAAUUCUGAAGGUUCGUGUUAGUGGACUAAGUCCUGGACCUCAUGGCUUCCACAUUCAUGAUUAUGGUGAUAUUAGUAAUGGAUGCAUUUCCACAGGCUCGCAUUUUAACCCUAAUAAGAUGACACAUGGGGCACCUGAGGACAAUAUUCGCCAUGCUGGUGAUCUUGGAAACAUAAUUGCUAACGCUGAUGGUGUGGCUGAGACAACAAUCGUGGAUGCACAAAUUCCGUUGAGUGGACCUACUGCUGUCAUUGGAAGAUCCUUGGUAGUUCAUGAGCUUGAAGAUGAUCUCGGGAAGGGUGGGAAAGAGCUCAGUCUGAGCACUGGAAAUGCAGGAGGAAGAUUGGCAUGUGGUGUGGUUGGCUUAACUCACCUUAAUUAGUCAUUCCAUCAAUGUAAUUAAGUAAUUUGUUUCACUACUUUGACUCACCUGGAAGCAAUUUUCCAGGUUUGAAUGUUACUCAGCAUUUUUCUGCUAUUUUUACUGAUUUGAAAUA
This is a messenger RNA of Phalaenopsis equestris, 873 nucleotides long. Its product is annotated as superoxide dismutase [Cu-Zn], chloroplastic-like. Gene Ontology annotation, biological process: removal of superoxide radicals. The record is from RefSeq and is a predicted model, not a curated record. Gene Ontology annotation, molecular function: copper ion binding; superoxide dismutase activity. Lineage: Eukaryota; Viridiplantae; Streptophyta; Magnoliopsida; Asparagales; Orchidaceae. The coding region runs from base 90 to 758 and encodes 222 amino acids. The transcript has 8 exons.